Spirodela intermedia is the source of this 402-nucleotide messenger RNA. NCBI's taxonomy places the organism in Eukaryota, Viridiplantae, Streptophyta, Magnoliopsida, Alismatales, Araceae. The record is from the annotation of a GenBank genome assembly.
AUGGACUUCUCCGACCUCUCCUUCUCCCCGCCUCUCACCCCCAAGCAUCAUCCCAAGCCCGCCGCCGGCGACCCCUUCCCACCGGAGGAGGAAGAAGUCGCCCCCGGCGAGAGGUUCGGGGUGAUCCUGAAGAGGAACCGCUCCUCCGCCUCGCAGCGGUUCAGGCCGCGCGAGAAGACCCACGGCGGCCCCGCCGCUCUUCACGCCGCCAUGUCGAGGGCCUUCUCCAUGAGGAAGCCCUCCUCGUCCGCAACGGACGCUUACCGGAGGAUCCACGAAGCCGCCAGCGACGACGCCGGCGCCGACGAUGAAGUCGAUAUGAAUUCGACCCGCAAGGCCACGAAGCCGAGGAAGAAGAAAGGGACGAUCUUGGGCGCCUGCAAGCGCCUCUUCGGAUUCUAG